This is a messenger RNA of Fusarium mangiferae, 561 nucleotides long. RefSeq lists its product as uncharacterized. The transcript is spliced from 2 exons. Bases 1 to 561 code for a protein of 186 amino acids. NCBI's taxonomy places the organism in Eukaryota, Fungi, Ascomycota, Sordariomycetes, Hypocreales, Nectriaceae. The record is from RefSeq and is a predicted model, not a curated record.
AUGUCCAACUACGAGCAGAUCGCCAAGGAGGCCGAGAUGGACCUCAACACCUACCAAGCCAAGACCGGCAACGCUCGUCCUCAGGACGUUGAGGGCGCGGGUGUUAACCCCCAUGCUGAGAACAAGUUUGAGAGCGCUCAGGUUGAGUUUGGCGAUGAGCUGAGCACAAACGCUGGCUACAACAAGCGCAUCCCCCCCAGCGAGGGUGGCAUCGUCGAUGAUAAGGGCCGACAAGCCCGUGGUCAGCACUACGAGGGUGAGGGCGGUCCUCUCGACAAGCUCUCCAAGGCCAACGACGAGCGCGGCGGCUACAACGACAACGAUGUUGUCGGCGCCAACGUCAAGAAGACCUCCGGCCUCGGGGCUGCUGACGAUCUCGCCUCAAGGGGCCAGGAAGCCCAGCGCGCCAAUGUAGGCCGCAAUCCUCCCGGCCCCGGUGGCUCUCAGUUCAAGGGCGAGGACUACUACCAGCCCGAGAGUGUUCCUGACAGCAUCUCCGCUGAGGGUAACAUUGCUCCUGAGAGUGUGAUUGAGGCUAGCCGAGAAGCUGAGCGACCUUGA